UCCUAGAUGCGCAACGAUCGAAAAUUCAUUUGAAAUCAUCUAGAUAAAAUUACACGUUUAGUAUGUUUUUGAGUUUGCGAUAGUGAACAAGAAUAUAAUAGAGAGAUUUAUAUUCAAGAUCGUAAAAAUUUAUUCUCAGAUAUGGACAGUUGUCAAGUAGACAUUUAAUAAUCUCUGAUGUUGACAAUUUUCAAGUUGAACAGUCUCCAUAGAUUUGUAUAGUUAAAGUAAUCAUGGAUGUAACGAUCGCUAAAAGGGAAGCAAGAAAAAGACGAAUUUUAGAAAAUUCAGAACGUCGUUUACAAAAAAUUACUGGUAAAAAUGAACCAAAUGAAAUCGAAGAUCUGUCAAGUGAACUUAAUCCAUCAAAUGUAUGUUCAAAUACAUUAGACUUAGAAAUAAAUGGUAUAUCUGUAAACAAAAAACCUUUUGGGGAUAAGAAUGAUACUUUAUACUUUCGAGGUGAUAUUGCUGUAAAAAUUAAAGAUAAUAACAAGACGGAAACAUAUUGUGGCUUAAAUGAUAUAUUAAACAAUUUUUAUAACUGUAAUGAUGAAACAAAUGACAAACUUGAUUGUACAAAUAAUAAGUCAAAUUUAAAUCAUCUUGAUUUUUGUAAUGAAAGUACAGAAUGUAUGCAAGAGAAAAAUGCAGAAAUUAAUUACCAAAUGCAAAUCAACGUAUCCAAUAAAAGUAUAUUGUCAUAUAAUUUAUUAUCUAAUCGCAUAAGUUAUAUCGUGCUAGCAGUUAUAACUAACAUUCUAUUAUUCUUUAAAAUGGAUCAUCUAUUUGGGAAGUACAUUCUUAUACCGUAUAUUAUUAUGAUGCUUGGACGUUUAUACAUUCUUACUAACAUUCAAGAACCACAACAUGGAAGUUCAUUAAUUGCUACUUUGAUCUUGUGUAAUAUCAAGCCUGUGUUAACUUAUCGAAUUGCAAAAGCAUUAAGGAUUCUUACCUUAAUCAUUACAGAUUUAGCAUUAUAUUUAUUCAGCUUUAUUUUGAUCUAUUGUGGAAUUACUUAUUUUUUAAAUUAUUUAGAUAAUUUAUUUGUAUCAAUUAUGUAAGUACAUAAUAGAAAGACAAUGUUUUGUUGAAAAUUAUUAGUAAGUAAUUAUGUAUAAGUGAAGAGGAAGUAAAAUGUUUUAUAAAAUAAUAUAUAAACACAUACACACAUACACACAUACACGUAUACAUAUUAUAUAUGAUUUUGAGUAAAAAUUAUUAUUCUCUUAUUAAAUAAAUACGUAGAUGCAAAGUAACAAUAUGUAU
This is a messenger RNA of Polistes dominula (European paper wasp), 1272 nucleotides long. RefSeq lists its product as uncharacterized. The record is from RefSeq and is a predicted model, not a curated record. Gene Ontology annotation, cellular component: GET complex. Gene Ontology annotation, biological process: tail-anchored membrane protein insertion into ER membrane. Lineage: Eukaryota; Metazoa; Arthropoda; Insecta; Hymenoptera; Vespidae.